UCAUAAUUUAUUCAGCAAAAGUUGUAUACAAUUGUAUCAUUUUUCUAUGUAGUCUCCAUUGUAUUGAAAGUGGCUGCGCAUAUAACCAGAAUUUUUUUCUAGAGGACCCAUGUACCUUUUAAGCGCUGAAGAACUUGUCUCAAACGCAAUGGAGACUACUACGGUAGAAAAAUGACACAGUUUUAUGUAUUACUUUUACUCGAUGAAAAAUUAUGAAAAAAUAACACUUAAGGUUUUCAUUUGAAAUUUACUCUCGUAUAAUUACUGACCGCGACGGGUCGGUUAAAUGGCUUUGUACGCACAGCUUUAUUCGAUCGCCGCCUAAUGGAAUAUCAUGUUAGUAAUCGGGUAAAGAGAAGCACCGGGACUGUCAGCGAGCACACGAAGCCUUACCACGCUGGCACACUCGACUCUCGCUGCGCGAGAGAGCGUCAGUUGGAGUUUCGUUAUUCGACGACACCGAGAAUACAACACGCCGGAACUUCGCGGGAUUGGUCUACCGGAGCAUGGUAAAAUCUAUCGAUCAUUAUUCGCACAUCUGAUUUCUUCCUUUGAUCGUCAUUGAAAAUUCGGUCGCAUAAACGCUUCCCUGCGUGAAAAAGAAGCUGUCACUGACUCUGAUGAGAAAACUCGUGUUUUUACAUAAAAGUCUCGAAGGGAAAUGUAUCCACAGCUCGAGUCGAACGUGCUGUGUAUAUCUGGAAGUAAAUCCGAUUUGCAGUAUCGAUGAUUUGCAGAAGCUCUUUACUUUGGUGAAGGUCGCCUACGCUAUGCUGAUCGUCACCCUUCUGUUGAUGUUGUGGGCGUCCGUGGCGCGAAUGCACGAGCUACCCGUUCAAUAUCCGCCGUGCUUCUUCAAUCCGCUCUGCACCUGCUCGAAAGCCAUACCUGACCUAGGCAUAGUGGCGUGCUACAAUGUGCCGAUGCCGCGAAUACCGCAGCCGAUUAACUCGUCCAAGGUGUUUAUGCUGCAGCUGGAGAACAACGGACUCAGAUUUCUGCAACCGCAGUACCUCAUAAACACCGGUCUUUACAAACUACAGAUCAAGCAUAAUCCGCUGGCGGACAUCCCAGACGAAGCCUUUCUAGGUCUCGAGCGAUCACUGUGGGAGCUCGACUUGUCCUACAACCAGCUCGCCAGCGUGCCGAGCAAAUCGUUCAGGCAUCUGCAAAAACUGCGGCUUCUCGAGCUCACAGGCAACAAGAUAUCGCGUAUCGCUCCGGAGAACUGGCGCGGCUUGGAGAAUUCUCUGCAGACCCUGCGCUUGGGGCGAAAUGCGAUCGAGAAACUGCCAGCCGACGCUUUCGCCGGCCUUACGUACCUGGAGAUCCUCGAUCUCCGGGAGAACAGUUUGAAGGAGAUCGAUCCGUCGGUGUUCCGGGACGGGAUGGCGCACCUCACGCACCUCUACAUGAAUGAUAACCAAUUGACGCACGUACCGUACGCUCAACUGUCCCUGCUAAAGCGCAUGAAGGUCCUCGAUCUCAGCUACAACAGGAUUUCGAAGAUGCUGCAGGCCCAACAAGAACCGGAAAUCAAAGACAUACAGAUGUCCUUGGAUGUUCUGCAGCUGGAUUACAAUCAGAUCGAUAUGCUCGCAUCUGGUGACUUCCAGCAUUUCUACAAAGUCAACCGCACGUAUCUCAACGGCAACCCCUUGAUGAUGAUCGAGGAGGGCACAUUCAGAGACUCGCGCAUUCGCGAGCUUUACCUGAGCGACUGCGAUCUGCUGGAGGUGAACUCGGCCAACUUCGCCGGCUUAGAGUCGACUCUCGAGUUGUUGGAUGUCUCAGGAAACAAUAUCACCACGCUGCCGAAUCGUCUGUUUCAAGAAUUCGAUUUUCUCCGUACACUCGUCUUCCGUGAGAAUCACAUCGACACCUUCUCGCCAACCGAGGUGUUCAACGGUUUCCAAUAUUCCCUGUACAACUUGGAUCUCAGCGGCAAGCAGAACAGUAUGAUCUCCCUUCAGGAUCUACGACAAAUGAGAAACCUGCGCUUCCUCUCGAUCUCGCGAAUGCCGCAGGCCACUCUGUCGGCGGACGAUUUUCUGGAGUUCGGUAUGGACAUCAAGGAGCUUAGGAUAGUUCACAGUAAUCUGAACGCCAUCAAGAGCCACGCUUUCAUGCACGUGCGUGGGAUCAAAUACCUCGACUUCUCUGAGAAUUCAAUAUCGACGAUAGACGACGAAGCUUUCUCGGAGGUGGGCCACUCUCUUUUGACGCUGAAGAUGUCUCACGGCCUCUCGUCCACGAUUUCCGAGAUACCAAACCGACCGUUCAAGUCGCUGACGAACCUGCAGCAUCUCGACUUCAGCAACAACAAGAUUCGCUCUUUGCCGGCCACGUCGUUCCACUUUCUGAAGAGGAUCAAGCGCAUCGAACUGCAGGAUAACGAGAUCGACAACAUACCGAAGGGCACUUUUCAAGGUGAUAUACACUCCACGCUGGAGGAAAUCAAUUUCGCGUUCAAUCAAGUGAAGAACCUACAAACCCACACGUUCGUCGAUCUGUCGGCCUUAAUGACAAUCAACCUGGAGGACAACGCCAUCGAGAGGAUUGAGAGGCGAGCCUUCAUGAAUAUGAACCGGCUUAAGUACAUCAACCUGCGCGGCAAUAAGAUUAGAGACAUCACCGAUGAAGCCUUCCAGAAUCUACCGGAUCUGGAAUUUCUCGACCUCGCGUACAACAAACUCAACGAGUUUGAUUUCGCCUCCUUCGAUCAGGUGGGCACACUGUCGUCGUUCAAAGUUAACGUUAGCCACAACGAGAUCUCGAGAUUGUGGGUAAACAGCACUACUUUCACACCACCCAUCGGCGGCAACGUGCAAUCAAAUAUCAAAGUCCUGGAUCUGAGCUACAAUAACAUAUCCGACAUCAUGAAGUACUACUUCAAGCCAGUCGAGUAUUCGCUCACCCAUCUGUAUUUGUCGAACAAUGAACUGAAGAAUAUUACUCAGGGCAUCUUCGGCAACAUGCCGCACUUACAGUGGCUCGACCUGCGACACAACGAGCUAUACGAAGUGGACUUCGACUGUUUCAAGAACACGAAGAACCUGCAGGUGCUCCUUCUCUCGUGGAACGAUAUCACGGACAUCCCGGCGGAGGCAUUGAGACCCCUGAAGAAAUUACGCAUCGUUGACCUAUCUCACAACAAACUGAGGUCCCUGCCGGAUAAUCUGUUCAUCGACGCCAACAUAGAGAGCCUCGAUCUCUCGCACAAUCAGUUCACAAGGCUGCCCAUCAAGAGCAUGUCGCUCACCUCCGCCGCGAGUUUGGCGAACUUGGACAUGUCCUGGAACAUCUUGUCGGGGAUUCACAACACCGAUACGAUAUUCAGACUUAGGGGUCUAGUGUGGCUCGACUUAUCGUACAAUCGACUGGUCAGACUGGACGACGGUGUGUUCUCCGACCUGCCGUAUCUGGCCCACCUCGACCUGAGUCACAAUAAGCAACUCAUUCUGGAAACUCGCGGAAGGACGUUUUACGGUCUAGAGGAUACGCUCCUGUAUCUCAGUCUGAGCAACAUUUCCCUCUUGAGCGUUCCAGAGUUGCCGUUGAGACACCUGCAGACUUUAUACUUGGCGCAUAACGAGCUGGCGUCAAUACCCGCAGAAAUGUCGUCGAAUUUGACGUCUCUUCACUACCUGGACUUGAGUUUCAACGACUUGACAGUGGUACCGUUGAUCACUCACUCGCUGCCGGAGUUGAAGACCUUUAACUUGGCGGACAAUCCCAUCACAGCUAUCACGAAUACGAGCUUCUUAGGCGUGGCGGACAGUCUGGAGGAGUUGGACAUACGAAGACUCACUCUGUCGCUCUUUGAAGCGGGUGCACUCUGCAAAGCCACUAAGCUUCGCAAGCUAUACAUCACCGCCUACAACGGCGUGAAAAACUUCAACUUUCCCAAUAUUCUACAGUACAAUCAUGGCCUGAAGCAUCUGCUUAUUGACAUCCAGAACGACACCGAUCUAGAGAAGGAAAUGAGGGGAAAAUUCCCUUACAAGUUGUACAACAUCACGUUGACCGGUCGAGACCUGAAGACCGUACAUCCGGAGAUAUUGCGUGGCGUGCAAAAUCCACAUCUUCACUUCGGCCUGUACAACAGCAGCAUAGAGACCAUGUCGCGGGAGACUUUCAGCAAUGCGCAACGGGUGCGCAAUGUCACGGUGGAAAUUCGCGACAGCGACAUUCGAACGCUGCACAAUCCGUCGUCCGGUUACAAGCCGGGAGUGCCGGGCGAACGGUUCCUCAUGAAGCUCCGUUUAGCCGGCAGCUAUCUCAAUUGCGACUGCGAUAUUGGGUGGAUCGAAGUGUGGCAGAGGAAGCACAGACAGUACCAGGAAGAUCGUUGUGCCUCUUACGACAAGUCCAAAAACGUGGAGCGCGAGGAAGGCGACGAAUUCAGCUGCUGGGACAACGGUUGGGACGACGAUCUGCGCGAGACGUCCUGCGUGAAUAAGAACAACGCGUCGCUGUCGAAUACGUUGAAAGCGGAGCUGGAAUGCGGAUGGGGUGCGGCGAGCCACGCCAUCCUGCCAUCCUUGGCCCUCCUCGUCUUCUCGAUCUUCGUAGCUAUCAUCUAUUAAGCGUACCUCAUCCUCGUGGCUUCAUUUGCCCUCCGCUCGAUAUUUUGAAGUCGAAUCGCGAAUCUUGUACCCGAAAGAGGAUCGUCGCAUCGCAAAAAGAGAUCUCCGUUCGCGAUUAUCACGCAUGCUCAUGUACUUGUACAAAAGAAGACUAAUUCGAAAUUAAAUGGAUUUCUGUAAGGCUGA
Molecule: messenger RNA, 4775 nt
Organism: Dinoponera quadriceps
Lineage: Eukaryota; Metazoa; Arthropoda; Insecta; Hymenoptera; Formicidae
Gene: chp
Product: chaoptin
Exons: 15
Coding region: 621-4589 (1322 amino acids)
Cellular component (GO): extracellular matrix
Molecular function (GO): protein binding
Source: RefSeq, a predicted model, not a curated record